Messenger RNA from Durio zibethinus, 1710 nucleotides. RefSeq names its product transcription factor bHLH84-like. The record is from RefSeq and is a predicted model, not a curated record. Gene Ontology annotation, molecular function: DNA-binding transcription factor activity, RNA polymerase II-specific; RNA polymerase II cis-regulatory region sequence-specific DNA binding; protein dimerization activity. Gene Ontology annotation, biological process: regulation of transcription by RNA polymerase II. NCBI's taxonomy places the organism in Eukaryota, Viridiplantae, Streptophyta, Magnoliopsida, Malvales, Malvaceae. Gene Ontology annotation, cellular component: nucleus.
AUGGACUGUAUGGAAGCCUUUUCAGAAGGAGAGUGGAGCUCUCUUAGUGAAAUGUAUACCAAAGAGGAGGCUGAUUUCAUGGCUCAUUUGCUCAGUAACUGUACCCUUCCUGAUGAGCUAGAUGGGAGUUCAAACUUGGGAAUUCCAUCUACUUUUUGGCCCGGACAUCAUUCAACAAUAAAUAUGACAGGGGUUUCGUACUGUUCCGCGGAUAUAGCUAACUCUAGUUCAAACAGUUUUUCACAGGGGAGUAGUUAUAGUGCUGGUAGUAGUAUUCUUUUUCCCUCUUUCAGUCAAGAGAACUACUACCUGAGUGAUUCUCAUCCAAUUUUUGUAGCAAAUAACAGCCCCAUGUCAAUUGAUUUUUGUAUGGAAGAACGUUCCUAUCUCGUUGAAGGUGAUGAUUACUUGAACCAAUUAAUGGGCAAUGGAAAUGUAGAACAGGAUGGUAAAAGCCACCAAAAACCUGCUCUUCCCAAUGAGAAUUUGGAACCCAAAAGGGAAUCUGCAAUGCCACAGCCUGAACCAAUCACAGAGAAAAAAAGUAACAACAUAUCAGAGAAUUCAAAGAAAAGAUCUCGAAGUUCAGGAGAUGUCCAAAAGAACCAGAGAAAUGCAAGGUCAAAGAAGAACCAGACUAGUGUCUCAACUACCAACAACGAUAGAGAUGGCAAUGCUGGUCCCAACGGGCAAAGUUCGGCCAGUUGCUUAUCAGAGGAUGACUCAAAUGCUUCUCAGGAGUUGAAUGGAGGAGGAGUGACCUCAAGCUCCAAAGGAGAAGCAACACUAAAUUUGAAUGGAAAAACAAGAGCUAGUAGGGGAGCUGCCACUGAUCCCCAAAGCCUUUAUGCAAGGAAAAGAAGGGAAAGAAUUAAUGAGAGGCUGAGAAUUUUACAGAACCUUGUCCCCAACGGAACAAAGGUUGAUAUCAGCACAAUGCUUGAAGAAGCUGUCCAAUAUGUAAAAUUUUUGCAGCUCCAGAUUAAGCUGUUAAGUUCUGAUGACUUGUGGAUGUAUGCACCCAUUGCUUACAAUGGAAUGGACAUUGGACUUGAUCUCAAGGUCGCCACUCCAAAACCAUCAUAGAAGAUGUGGCCUGAUGGUGUUGCGGACCAUUAACAUUUGCCAUCUGCAUAUUCUCUAAAUUUGAAAUAAGUCGUUGCCAUUUUGUAAUGGAUUUAUUUCUUUAGGUACAUAAAUUCUUCAAAUCUUAAUUGUAAUCAAUAAUUACCACGAAUCAUUCAUCAAAUUUGUCAAAUUCUUUCUUACAAUCACAUGAAAUACAAUAGUUAUGUGAACCGAGUUUCUUCGUUUUGAAUAUCUUUUUGCUACAGCUACGAACUUUGAACUCCACACUUUGAAACAUUAUCCUGAUUUCUAGAUGUUUUCUAUGCAAUAUCAUGUCUAUGGGAUGAUAUAUUCAGCUAUGUCCAUGGAUUAUAGCAAUAUUGGUACGUCUUCAUGCUGAAAAUGAUAGUUGAUUGAGUUUAGUCCGUAGCUUAGCAGAAGGAGUUGAGACCAGCGAAAUGGCAGCUAUGGAAUCCAGGUGAGGAAGGCGGUUUUAGACUUUAUUUGAAGAUCGGGAACAAGCUUCACAAACAGAUUGGUUAGAUUCGGAUAAUUACUUACAUUUCACCAUAUACGACUUACAUACAAUACUGUUUAAGAUCCAUUUGUAUGAAUGUUGACGUUAAUUCUGAUGAAAUUAAA